Messenger RNA from Argentina anserina (silverweed cinquefoil), 616 nucleotides. Its product is annotated as iron-sulfur assembly protein IscA-like 1, mitochondrial. The transcript is spliced from 3 exons. The record is from RefSeq and is a predicted model, not a curated record. Gene Ontology annotation, biological process: iron-sulfur cluster assembly. NCBI's taxonomy places the organism in Eukaryota, Viridiplantae, Streptophyta, Magnoliopsida, Rosales, Rosaceae. Gene Ontology annotation, cellular component: mitochondrion; cytoplasm. Gene Ontology annotation, molecular function: 2 iron, 2 sulfur cluster binding. Bases 23 to 433 code for a protein of 136 amino acids.
UUAGGAAGGCGGUGGUGUGGCGAUGGCUUCGCAGAUUGCGGCGGCGGCGGGGAGGACGGUGACGGCGGCGAGGAAGCAAGCGGUGAGCUUGACGGAGGCGGCGGCGUCUAGGAUACGGCAGCUGCUGGAGCAGCGGCAACAGCCGUAUCUGAAGCUUGGGGUCAAGUCGCGUGGCUGCAACGGGUUGUCGUAUACUCUGAAUUACGCCGAUGAUAAAGGAAAGUUCGACGAGUUGGUUGAAGAUAAAGGCGUGAAGAUAUUGAUCGAUCCAAAGGCUCUGAUGCAUGUGAUUGGAACCAAGAUGGAUUUUGUUGAUGACAAACUCAGGUCUGAGUUUAUAUUUAUCAAUCCCAACUCAAAAGGACAAUGCGGCUGUGGUGAAUCUUUCAUGACAACUGGUAGUACUGGAGCUACUAAGCAGAGCAGCUCCUAAGCAAUUAUGGCCAACUUGCGAUGAGCGAAAUACUUUGACUAACAACUUUUGUCCUGUUGGUGGCAUGUGAUAAUCACCGCCGAAAUAGUUCUCAAAUUCAUCAUCUUUGUAAACAAGUUGAUUCCAGGUGUUAACAUAUACCAGUAGUAUUUGUGCUUAUUGAAUUGUAUGAAACUUCUGUUA